UAUUAACGAAGUAUAUAGGGCACACAUUGUUAUCUCAAUGUGUUUGUUAAACAGUUCGUUUCAAUUACUGGCUGACUGUAACUGUACAAUAAUAUUAGGGAUAUUAAAUGAGUAACUUAAUAUGUGCAAUCUGCAUUGGAUAUAGUAUAGUUAAGUGAUUUUGCAUUCAUUGUUGGAUUAAAUAGAACAUUGAAGUAUCAGUUUCGAAUUUUAAAUAGAAGCGAGAACAACUUUGUCCCAGUUUUAUGCGCGGAUCGAUAAUUAUACUUCGCUUUAACAUAACGACCUUCAAAAGCAUAUUUGACUUUGCAAACACUUUAAGUGGUUGCACGUUUGUUGACGAGAUGAUAUGAGAUAAAAUAACACAUAACAAGGUUUUGGUUAUGAGAAGACUAUGAGAAACAUGGGUCAUGUGAUUGAUUUAAUAUUAUGUGCGUAGUUUGCAAUAUACUGUGCACUGUAGUGCAUUGAUAUUGAAUGUGGAUCAUCACCACAUGAAUCACGGAAUUAAAUGGAUUAAGACUCACGUUUCGCUUUCCAUUGAUUAAAGUGCAGCGUGUUUCUAAGUGGUUACGCAAUUUGAAAAAUACGUAUAAGUUUGAUUGCACUACUACGUGUUUAAAUCUCUUAUUGGUUACUUCAACAAUGGAGUAUGUUUCAUUGAUAACUAAACGCGGCAACGUUAUGCAUUCGUUUCAAAGACUUAACAAUGAAUAUUUAAUAAAGUAGGUCAAACAAGUUGUAUCUGCCUUAAACGUUGUGAUUUAACGCACGACUAGAUAACAUAUAUCAAAUAACAGUGUAAACGCUUGAAUACGUGUUUAUUAAUAAGUAAAGAUGUUUACACACGGCAAGGCCACGGAAUUAACAAGGCGCGUCAUUAAUAAAAACAUCAAACCGGAGAAAAGAAGCAUCAAAAGUACGUUAAUAAGGACAAACCAAAUAAGAAAACAACCGGAACAUUCACUUGAUACUGAUAUCAAAGAUGACGACUCUAGUGUAAUCCUUGUACAAUUUGCGGUAAACCGCUGCGAUGGUAUAUACAUAACAGGUGUUAUAAAGACUCUCUUGGAAUUAUUUCCAGAUUGUUUAAUGUACUUUCGAAACAAUGAAACAUUGGAAGUGUUCUUGUUACCAGAAAUACCUACACUAGUAAAAACGAUGAAAUACAGAGGAAGUUUCGAAGAGAAAACGUAUGAUGAAUGCAUACCAAGUUCGGAGUUCAUUGUAUGGGAAUGUAACAAAGACGCGUUUUUAAUAGUUAUGAAAUCAAGUAACAACGAAUUCUUGUUCACUGAUCUGUUACAAAACAAUUUGCUUUACAGCAACAGAAAGGUGCGGUACGAGAAACUUAUCAAACUGUUUGUUAGGAGAAUACUGAAUGCUCCAGUCAUAUCGUUGCAAAAAUACACCAUUUGUCCACUUGAUAAAUAUCAAUACGCAUUAUCAAGUUCUUUAAAUUCAACGUAUGGAUUAUUAGCUACACAGAACGCGGAACUGGCUCCAUCUGGCGCAAUGUUUACUAACACAAAACACGGGGCUAUCAGCGCCCAUUCAAGGUCUGUUCAUGCCUCAGACAAUGCAUCAACACCUUUUCAAAACGCAGUAGAGAAAUCCACACAAAGGUGCAGUAGUGCUGAGGAUGUAAUGGUACAAGGAGUAAUUUCAUCCCAAAACUUCGUCACUAAUAACAUUUCUAGUUUGGCUUCAGCUGUUCCUAUUAAUGAGACAUCUUACUCAUUGACGCCUAUAUUAACAGGCCAGACACCAUUCAAACGUCGCAAAAAUUUGCCGCGAUAUCCUCGCUAUGUUACAGAAUCAUCCAGACAUCAGUCAUAUUUCAACUGGUUUCAUGUAAUCCCGACUGAAAAAGAAUGUGUUAUUGCUGGAUUCUUUUAUACAGGUGAAUUCGAUCUAAUCAGAUGUUUCCAAUGCGGCAUUGGUCUUAAGGAUUUCAGUCCCGCAGACGAUCCAAUGGCAGAGCACAUACGGAAUUCCGAAUCAUGUCUUUACUUGGAAGCUAUGUUUGGUCUCGAAGGAUUGACUAAACUACGGAAAGAACUGGAUCAAUCCAACCCAGAGAACACUCGUCAAAGACAGUAUACGGAUUUUCAAAGGAACCUUGGAGCAACAUCAAGCCAUCAUACUUCCAGAAGUCUUCAAUAUUCGACAAUCGAGUCUCGCAUUUUAAGUUACGAGAGUGAUAAGUUUCGAAGCAAAAAAAGUCCAGAAGAGUUAGCUGAAGCAGGAUUGUUCUACACAGGUGUGCGAGACGAGGUUCGAUGUUUUUCGUGUAACGGAGGUUUAAGCAACUGGGAGAAACAUGAUGACCCGUGGAUAGAGCAUUGCAAGUGGUUUCCCGCAUGUGCAUUUGCAAGAGAAACAAAAGGAGAUGCAUUCAUUGAACAAGUGCAACACAGUGCGAACGCGCCGACAACUAUGUUGAAUGACGCAACUAACCUUUCGGCAGAAGUUCAUCACUAUAACGACCUUGAUCUUGAUAUGGAUCUUGUGACGAUGAAGACCAUAUGCAUGGACGAAAUGGAAUUCACUGCGGAGAUCUUUGACGAAGCAGUUUAUCACUUACAGCUUGAUGCUAAUCACCAUCCAAAUAUUGAGGACAUCAUUAACCGUAUUGACAAGAUUAAAAAGGAUACAGCUGUUCAAUAUACAUCAGCUAAGAAAUCAGAAUCGUUAUACGAAGAAAGCCAACGUUUGAAGAGUAUUGUGAAAUGCUCAAAAUGCAAAAUCAACGAUUCGAACGCGCUGUUCCUGCCUUGCGCCCAUCACGUAAUGUGUAUCGCCUGUGCGCAUGACACGAAGAGGUGUCCGGUCUGUAACAGAGGUAUCAGUGAUUUUGUCAGGACUUUUAUGGGAUAGAAUCCAUUUGAAGUAAAAUGAAAUGAAACUAAACCAAAACCUAAAAAGAUCAAAUGGAGACACAUACACAGACAAUUGCUAAAGAAUGCGUUCGCAGCAGGUCGCUCUUUGGACAUUGUGUAGGUAUUUCGAAAAAUAUUCAAAAUUCCACACGUGUAAAAAUUUGCUUUUAGAGUACAUUUACCAUGACAACGCUAAUAAAUUAAUCUCGCAAGUUAUAAUGUUUCAUCUUUGAAACGUCCGAUUAUAUACUCAAAACAAAACACUAUUUAUCAUGUACUGGUGAUCAAUCCAUUUUUACAGAAACUAUCUUUUAAAACGUAGUCUAAUUCACAAAGUGAGAUAAUUACGUGCAUAUUGAUACAAAUUUCUAUACACAACACCAUACUAUUAUGAACACAUUUUAGUAGAUAUGUGUGAGAACAAUGAAGCACUGUUCCACUGACGCAAAUAACCAGUUUUCAAGACAUUUGGACUAAAUGUUUUCGCCUGUUUCAACAAUGCACAUCAUUUUCUAAUUAUGUUAAUGGGGUUCUUAUUUUUACCAGAACUGCAGAGUAGUUCUUAAGCUAAUCUUACCCAGGGCAAUGCAUAUACGAAGUGAGUAGAUUAAUUAUAUAAAGAAGCUCACUUAUUAGUAAGUGUAAUUUAUUAUUUACCUUUUAAAUUUUUUGUGUGCAGUUUUUCACUAUACAUACACAUAAAACAUUGCUUACGUUCAUGAUUUAUAAUUACUGUUGGAAACACAAUAGAUUGUAAGUUUAAAAAUUGCAAAAUAAGCAACUGAUAUAAUAAUACCGUAAAUUUAUUAUUUUAUAUUGAUGCCCUGCGUCUUUGUUCAAACUAAGCGUAAGUUAUGUUAUGGGUGAAAUAAAAUAACACAUCUCGUCUA
This is a messenger RNA of Dreissena polymorpha, 3772 nucleotides long. Its product is annotated as baculoviral IAP repeat-containing protein 3-like. The transcript has 8 exons. Gene Ontology annotation, cellular component: cytoplasm; nucleus; spindle microtubule. The coding region runs from base 838 to 2880 and encodes 680 amino acids. NCBI's taxonomy places the organism in Eukaryota, Metazoa, Mollusca, Bivalvia, Myida, Dreissenidae. The record is from RefSeq and is a predicted model, not a curated record. Gene Ontology annotation, biological process: regulation of cell cycle.